Cryptococcus wingfieldii CBS 7118 is the source of this 2397-nucleotide messenger RNA. Its product is annotated as integral membrane protein. The transcript is spliced from 4 exons. The coding region runs from base 1 to 2397 and encodes 798 amino acids. Gene Ontology annotation, biological process: transmembrane transport; fungal-type cell wall biogenesis. NCBI's taxonomy places the organism in Eukaryota, Fungi, Basidiomycota, Tremellomycetes, Tremellales, Cryptococcaceae. The record is from RefSeq and is a predicted model, not a curated record.
AUGCGUAUAUCAUCCAUCGUCCACUUCAUCACUGCCCUCCUCACCUUCGCCCCCCUCCGAGCCCUCGCGGCCGACACCCUCUACACCGACGCGGUCACAUAUUGCGCCGAGGCCAAGGCCGUCAUCGUCGACGAGUUUGGAAUCACCUACCACCGCAGUAACCAAUCGGUCACUUUCAGCUUUUCCCUCGCAUCGGUCGAGUCGAACCUGAACGUGUCGGCGAAUUUGUAUGUGAAUGCGUUUGGGAUCGAGGUGGUGAACCAGACGCUGGAGAUUUGUGAUUUGUUAUCGGGUGUCGCUUGUCCUCUGCCCCAGGUCAAUUUUUCUGGUUACGGCACGUACCCUAUCCCAUCCAGAUACACCCAGGACAUCCCAUCCAUCGGUUUCUCCGUCCCCAAUCUCGAAGCCUAUGCCCGCGUCGAGCUCCUUCGAGUCGAAAAUGGCGAAGUCGCCGCUUGCCUCCAGGCUACCCUCGCCAACGGCAAGACUACCAAGCAGCGCGCUGUCGUCUGGGCCACCGCCAUCUUCACCCUCGUUGCCUUCCUCGUGGCACUAGCGCAUACCGCUUCUGCAACAAGCCCGUCACCGAUACAGUACCGCUGGUUCGACAUUCUAUUCAUAUUCCAAACCGCCGCUGCGACAGGUCUGCUACACCUGAAUUACUCGCUAUCCUACUCGGCGUUUGUGCAAAACUUUUCCUGGGCGCUGGGGCUGUUCCACUCGAGCAAUAUGCAGAGCAGCAUCAACAAGAUGCGCGCCAAGACGGGUGGUACGAUGGACUCGGAAGCGUACUCGGACGUGCAGUAUAUCAACCGCAAGUUUUCGCCAUACAAUGUGUAUGCCAACGUCAACGACAUUGGGUCGUCGACCGAGUCUUUCAACACUUUUGUGGCUGCCAACUCCAUCUCGAAACGGGAUUUGGAGGCGCACCACUUGUCAAAGCGUGUCCAGAUCGCUUCGGCCCUUGCGCAGAAUGCCACUACAGACCUCAACACUGGACUUCCCGUCUACACCAACACUAUCAACAUUCCCGAAGCCAACGCCUACAGCACGGUAUGGUUUGCCUUUUUGGCGUUGAUUGCAAUUUUCAUCGCGUUCCAUGCGGUCCUCUUUGGCUUUGUGAUAUUGUUUGAAAAGAUGGGCCAUGGGCGAAAGGGCAUGUACUGGGCGCCGAGGCUGAGAAAGAUGUGGUGGCCAUUCUGUAUCGGAAACGCUCUCCGACUCUGCAUGAUCGCCUUUUUCCCCAUCUUCAUCUUUGCUUUCUGGCAAUUCCACAUAGGCGACUCUGGUCUCGCCAUCUUCUUUGCCGUAUUCGGCAUCCUCCUCUGCUUCCUCCCCCUCCUCGCCGCCUUCCUCCUCACCCUCCGCCGAUCUCGCACCACCUCCCAGCUCAACCCCCAAGUCAACCCGAUCUACGUCUCGUACCGAUAUUUCCACUCUUUGGGCGUGCUUUACAGGCAGUAUAGGGCCAAGUAUAAUUGGUUCUGGUUUGCGCCGUUUGUGCUUGCCAUGAUUGCCCGAGCGGGGUUUAUCGCUUUUGGGCCCGCGAACGCUUGGGCGCAGGUCAUUGGCAAUAUCGUGGUGGAGGCUAUCGUCUUUGUGGCCAUGAUGAUUACGCGACCGCACAAGGACAAGAAGGGCGAUUGGCUCGGCGGGUUCUUGAGUAUGUGUAGAAUGAUCUCCUUUGGGCUGUUGGUGGCGUUCAUCCCGAGUGUGGGGGUUAGGCCGAUCCCGAGGGCGGUCAUUGGGUUUGUGAUCAUCGUGUUUACUGGUAUUCCCGUCGUCAUCCUCUUCUUUGGGUUCCUCUGGAACAUCGGCUACGGGUACCUCUGGCGCAAGGACACUACCCGGAUCGAAGACGGCCUCGAAGUCGAGCGCUUCUCCCCCACCUCCUCAAACUCGUCCGUCCCGGCUCCCAUCAUGAAAGAGAUGGACGCCCAUGACUUUGUGUCGUCCGAUGCGGCCGCGAGGAGUCGAGCGUCUUUGAAUGGUUAUGGCGCUGGGGUUGGAGCUGGGGCUGGGUUGGCCGGUGCAGGCCGACGGGCGACGGACCAUUCUGGUAGCGGCUCAGGAAGCUCUAGCAGCGAGCUCCACACACCCAUCGACCCGCCUUAUCCUGGUCACAACUACCGCCCAUCCUCCUACCCUUCCGGAAAGCAGUACACCUCCGAGCCGUACUCCCCCACAUCGCCGGUAUCGCAAUACCACUCCCCAACAUCCCCCACCUCCGCCUCAGCAGCAGACGCUUACGCUCAAGCUGCGAAUGGUAGUUAUCCGAGAUCAUCGGGCGGGUAUGGGCAGGUGGAUACGGAGAGUCCUUCGUAUAGGUACUCGAGGGAUGCGGACGGGUAUGAUGAUGAGGAGAGGGCGUGGGCAGAGGCGAGACGGUAUCAGUAA